Molecule: messenger RNA, 3028 nt
Organism: Ziziphus jujuba (common jujube)
Lineage: Eukaryota; Viridiplantae; Streptophyta; Magnoliopsida; Rosales; Rhamnaceae
Product: sulfite reductase [ferredoxin], chloroplastic
Exons: 9
Coding region: 750-2825 (691 amino acids)
Biological process (GO): sulfate assimilation
Cellular component (GO): chloroplast stroma; sulfite reductase complex (NADPH)
Molecular function (GO): 4 iron, 4 sulfur cluster binding; heme binding; sulfite reductase (ferredoxin) activity
Source: RefSeq, a predicted model, not a curated record
GCUUCCGCACAUCCACCCACCGUUCCAGCGACGUUGAGCCACCACCAAGCUAGCACGCAAGACGUACCAGCCCCACCGUUUUUUGUCUUCAAGUUCCACCGGCCAUGGGUUUUCUUACUGUUCUGCGAAAAUCAAUAAGGUACCCAAUGAAGACUAUGUUCUGAUUUUGACCGAAUUGCAAUUCAGGAAAAUUUUCCUGCUUCUUUAUUUCUUUCCAUCGUGUCCAUCAAGUGGACUGGAUUAUUUUCAGUGCUAUGGUGUUUAUUGCUCUUAGAAAUGAGAAAUCCUUCUUAUAUCAGCUGGGGUUGGAGGUUUGGGGGAUUGAUGGUGAGAACUUCAUGAACAAUUCGACCAUACCCACGACCAUGGAAACAUGCAGUGGAUCUGUUUACAGCUGGUGCAAGCGGGAAGGGGGGUUUGAGCAAAAUUUUACACAUGAGUAAGCUUGAAUCUGGGCUGUUGACACUAGAUGUAAAAAUCCAACGGAUGCCAAUUUCAGCAUAUUUUUGAUCCGCAUAGAAACCAUACGGUCGGUCCCUAUCCUAGACUUUCUCUCUCUCUAUAUAUAUAUGUAUGUAAAAGAAAAAGAUAAAGCAAUCAAAUUUCAACUUGACUUGUCAAUUUUGUUAUUCGGGUCUCUUCGUUUUCAUGAUCAUCAAUCGUCAUCCAGUACGCAACUUUCUGCUCCUUUUUAAAAAAUAAGGAAAAAAAAUAGAAAAAAAGCUUGAACAUACAAGGACUUAGAGGGAAUGACGACGACGGCGUCUUUUGGAGCUUCAAACGCUGCGAUUCUCAAGGACACCAAAGUUCAGAUUGGAAGCUUUCAGGGUCUCAAAUCUUCCUACUGUUUGGCUCUCAGCACAAGAACUGUUCCUGCUUAUCGUGUUUCUUCUUCGAACCGUUCGCUCAAAAGAGCUUUCUCCACGCCAGCAAAGCCUGAGACUGUUACUGAAACUAAGCGUAGCAAGGUUGAAAUAUUCAAAGAACAAAGUAAUUGCAUAAGGUACCCUCUUAAUGAGGAGAUAUUGACAGAUGCCCCUAAUAUAAAUGAGGCUGCCACGCAAUUGAUCAAGUUCCAUGGAAGCUAUCAACAGUAUAACCGAGAUGAACGUGGCUCAAGGUCUUAUUCAUUUAUGCUUCGUACAAAGAACCCUUGUGGGAAAGUACCAACCCAACUUUACUUGACGAUGGAUGACCUUGCUGAUCAAUUUGGAAUUGGGACACUUAGGGUGACAACCAGACAGACAUUUCAGCUCCAUGGUAUUCUGAAGAAGAAUCUGAAGACAGUAAUAAGCAGCGUUAUUAAAAGUAUGGGUUCAACACUUGGUGCCUGUGGUGAUCUCAAUAGGAAUGUUCUUGCUCCUGCUGCUCCUCUUGUGAGAAAAGACUACCUUUUUGCACAGCAAACUGCAGAGAACAUUGCAUCACUGCUGACUCCUCAGUCUGGUUUCUACUAUGAUGUUUGGGUGGAUGGAGAGAAAGUCUUGACAGCAGAAGAACCUCCAGAAGUGACUAAAGCCCGCAAUGAUAAUUCUCACGGAACAAAUUUCCCUGAUUCACCUGAGCCCAUUUACGGUGCUCAGUUCUUGCCGAGGAAAUUCAAAAUCGCUGUUACUGUACCAAAGGACAACUCGGUUGAUAUUCUCACAAAUGAUAUCGGUGUUGUUGUUGUUACUGAUGCUGAUGGCGAGCCUCAAGGGUUCAACAUAUAUGUUGGUGGUGGUAUGGGAAGGACACAUCGGAUAGAGACCACUUUUCCUCGGCUGGCAGAACCGUUGGGUUAUGUGCCCAAAGAGGAAAUUUUAUAUGCGGUUAAGGCUAUUGUUGCUACACAACGGGAUUACGGUAGAAGAGAUGAUCGUAGGUACAGUAGAAUGAAGUAUUUGAUCAGUUCCUGGGGGAUUGAGAGGUUUAGAAGGUUUGUUGAGGAACACUGGGGAGGGAAAUUCCAGCCUUUCCAUGAGUUGCCAGAGUGGGAAUUUAAAAGUUACUUGGGAUGGCAUGAGCAGGGUGGCGGCAAUUUAUUUUGUGGGCUCCAUGUUGAUAAUGGUCGUAUAGGGGGGAAGAUGAAAAAGACAUUGAGGGAGGUCAUAGAAAAAUAUAAUCUGGGUGUGCGGCUCACACCUAAUCAAAAUAUUAUCUUGUGUGAUAUUGGCAAUUCAUGGAAGCGUUCCAUCACCACAGCUCUUGCUCAAGCUGGUUUGCUGCAUCCUAGGUAUGUAGAACCCCUCAACUUAACUGCAAUGGCAUGCCCAGCGAUGCCUCUUUGCCCACUAGCAAUAACUGAAGCUGAACGAGGAAUAGCUGACAUCCUUAAGCGGAUUCGAGCAGUAUUUGAGAAGGUUGGUCUGAAGUACAGUGAAUCUAUGGUUAUAAGGGUAACUGGCUGUCCAAAUGGUUGUGCCAGACCAUACAUGGCUGAACUGGGUCUGGUUGGUGAUGGUCCCAACAGUUAUCAGAUUUGGCUUGGAGGAAAACCUAAUCAAACUUCAUUAGCAAGACCCUUCAUGAACAAGGUCAAGAUUCAAGACCUUGAAAAAGUGUUGGAACCAUUAUUUUACCACUGGAAACGCAAACGGCAAUCUAAAGAGCCAUUUGGGGACUUCACAACUCGCUUGGGAUUUGAGAAACUUCAAGAAUUGGUUGACAAAUGGGAGGGUCCAGUGGUGUCUGCAUCUCGCCAUAAUCUGAAGCUUUUUGCCGACAAGGAGACAUAUGAGGCCAUGGAUUCACUUGCAAAACUGCAGAACAAGAGUGCACAUCAAUUGGCCAUAGACGUAAUACGCAAUUUUGUGGCUUCCCAGCGGAAUGGUACAAAUGAGUGAGUUUGCAAUGGAAGGCAUUAACUGUUAAGUUGUAGAUGAGCUGUAAAUAAAUUAGUUGAUUAGUUGAAAUCCCUUUAAUUAAGGGAUUUGGUGAAUAUAUAUUUAGGAUUGAGUUAGUUUCCUUUUUUUUUCCUUCUUGUAAUUUGUUGUAUAUUAUCAUGUACUAUCAAUAUGAAAAUUAAGGAAUUAUUUUCCCUCAUUCA